This is a messenger RNA of Cryptococcus deneoformans JEC21, 3259 nucleotides long. RefSeq lists its product as hypothetical. Gene Ontology annotation, cellular component: extracellular region; cell surface. The record is from RefSeq and is a predicted model, not a curated record. NCBI's taxonomy places the organism in Eukaryota, Fungi, Basidiomycota, Tremellomycetes, Tremellales, Cryptococcaceae. Gene Ontology annotation, biological process: glucan catabolic process. The transcript is spliced from 5 exons. The coding region runs from base 311 to 2854 and encodes 847 amino acids. Gene Ontology annotation, molecular function: beta-glucosidase activity.
UUCCAUCCAUCUUCUCUUUCAUACAUCCAUCCUUCACGCCGUCUCCUCAUUCCCCUCCACCUCCCGCCCGACACUUCCACACCGAACGCCGAUUCUCUACAGACAGUCCUUUAACACCCGACUAGUUGCACUGCGUGCACGAGCCUCUGCCUUUGGCCCUUUACCAUCAAAUUCCUCAAGGACCCCUGUAACUUGCUAUAAACAGUUACGACCCACAUUCAUUCUCUAUCACGAUUCGUUCAAGCGGAAAUCACAAAUCAACUUCUUAACCCUAUAAACGAGGCUGGUACUCGUCUGUCUAUCAUCGAUCAUGUCUGCCUUUACCUAUACCGCCGCUCUCUUUUCCCUUAUCUCCCUCCUCCCUUCCGCGCUCGCCGGUCCGACUGCUGGAACUACCUACUCCGUUUCUCCUAACCAACACCCUUCCAUGUGUCUCGCUCCUGCCAAUAAUUGGGAAGGAGCAGAUGUUGUGCUCAAGGACUGUGACGAGGAUGACACCACCUGGUUGUGGACCGGCCAAUCGUUUCAGAACACGGCGACCGACCUCUGCAUUGAUAUCCGAGACUACGGGGCGUGGUCAGGAAACAAGGCUCAGGUUUGGGGCUGCUUCUCUUACAACACCAACCAGCAGUUCACUGUUGAGGAAUCUAUGAUUCAUUGGGACAACUUUUGCUGGGAUUUGACAGAUGGAAGCUCUUCGGCUGGUACGAUGCUUCAGAUCUGGAGUUGUUACAGCUACAAUGACAAUCAGCAAUGGACGCUUACUGAGAUAGAAGAGGUGGAUGAGUGCGAUGCCACAUCGGUCACUGAAACUGCCACCAUCAUGUCGACUGCUACUGCUUCCGUCUCUGAUCUUUCUACCGCCACUGCUUCUGUGUCUGCAUCAAACAUCACCGAAGCUGUCACCGCCACCGAAUCGCUCACCGCGUCAGUCAACGCUACGGACCCUUUCUUCACCGCGUCAGCCACCGACUCGGGUUAUCAGGUCAACGCCACUGCCUCUGCGACUUACUCUAGCUACGACGUUAAUGCUACCGCCUCUGCCACUGACUCUGGCUACGAGUCCAUCAAUGUUACUGCUUCUGCUACCGAAUCUGGCUACGAGUUUGUCAACGCGACGGCCUCUGCUACUCUCUCCGCCGAGACUUCUACAGCCACCAAUAGCAGCAUCGGUGAAGGUCUUUGGUCUCCUCACAAAUCUUCUUCCGUUUCCUCCGAUGACUGGUCAUCCGAGACUGCUACCCGUUCCAACACCGAGUGGUGGGCUACUUCCACUGGUUCCGACUCUUGGGCGUCUGCCACCGCCUCUGCUUCCAACCCUGGGCAGAAUGCUUCCCAGUCUGACUCCUGGAACGCCACCAGCACAGCGUCCAACCCCUGGGAGACUGCUUCUUCUCAGGCCUCGAAUGAGACCUCCACCGACUCUUGGGGUGCCUCUGCUACUGCCACUGCUUCCCAGUCUGACUCCUGGGACGCCACCAGCACAGCGUCCAACCCCUGGGAGACUGCUUCUUCUUCUCAAGCCUGGAAUGAGACCUCCACCGACUCUUGGGGUGCCUCUGCUACUGCCACUGCUACCGAAUCUGGCUCUUACGGGAAUGCCACUUCAACUUCCACGUCUUCCGCCAUCACUGCCACCGCUACUGUUGGCACCAUCUCUUCUGGCUACCUCCAGACUAGCGGCACCAAAAUUGUCGACUCUGACGGCAACGAGGUGAUCCUCCGCGGUACCAACAUUGGUGGCUGGCUCGUCCUCGAAGACUGGAUGUGUGGUAUUACUGACACAUCUGGAUCUUCCGACCGAUUCUCUCUUAGUACUCUCGAGAAUCGGUUUGGUACUGACCAGGCCAGGACUCUUGUUGAGGCUUGGGCUGAGAACUGGUUGACUACUUCUGACUUUGAUGAGCUUGCCGCCAUUGGUUUCAACGUCAUCCGUCUUCCCUUCUCUUUCCGAACUGUCCAGAACGCCGAUGGCUCCUGGAGAGACGACGCCUUCACCCGUAUGGACUGGGCAAUCAGUCAGGCCAAGGCUCGUGGUAUCUACACCAUUGUCGACUUCCACAUGUGGUCCGGCCAGGAGGCUGACUACUCUGCCAUCUCUGAAAACACCGAUGAAGGACAGAGCCAGCGAGAUGCUGCUGGCGAAAUCUGGAAGAAGGUUGCUACUCAUUAUCUCGGCGAGAGCAGCAUCUGUGCUUUUGAUGUUAUCAAUGAACCUACUGGUUCUUACGGCGAUUAUCUCCAGCAGGAUCUUUACAAUGCUGUAAGGUCUGUUGAUGCUAACCGUAUCAUCAUCCAUGAAUCAAUCUCUACCGACCCCUCUACCUACGGCUGGACCAAUGUCAUCUACUCUCUUCAUGAGUACGACAUGAUGGGCUCUGACCUCUCGUCCAACCAGGCCACCUGGACUAAUGGUGUUCAAGCUUACAUUGACUUGUGGCACGGCUAUAACAUCCCCUUCAUGCUCGCCGAGUUCAUGGCCGACGGUGAAACCCUUGACUACAUGCUAAACUCUAUGAACUCUCAAGGCAUUUCUUGGCUCACUUGGGCUCACUCUACCGUCAACAUGGGGCGAUGGGGUAUUUGGAACCACGAGGCUUUCAACGUUGAUGUUUCUUCUGACUCUUACGACACCAUCUAUAGCGCCUGGACCAACAUGCCCAGCACUUUCCACACCAGUAUUUACGACCAGAUGAAAACUGCCGCUACUGGCUCUACCAACGUCAGCAGCAGGAAGCGAGAUCUCGCCUCUGCUGCGAGGGCUACCAAGCGCUUCCAUGGUAGCCAUGGUGGUAGGUCAAGAAGAAAUGGUAUGGCCCACGCUGUUAGGGGUGCCGCUGGUGUCUCAAUAUAGGCGAGAGGGAGUCGCUUCUUAUUUUCAUCCAUCUUUGAGAGAGCAUUUUCUUCAUUCACGACAUGAUCUGUUUUAUUAUCUAGGGUUUAUAGAAACGCAUUGUUUAGCAUUUUUUGUUUGUUACUUAGGUUUUCAUACCUUUCUCCCAUUCGCUCCACUCAUAACGCUUGUUUUGCACUGCGUGCAAAGCAAAGCGGUAUCGAGGAGGAGAUGGGAUCGUGUAGAACACAUUGGAUGGACCUCGGGGGUAUCUUUUUUAUAAAUACUUCGAUUACUCUUAAUACGUACGGGCUACGGCGACAGAGGUCUCUUUGAUAGGACUGUUGGGCCCUGCUGCGCAGGUGCUACGUAUUUGUAAGACGUAGACGUCCAUAGAUCUGGAUCUAUGCACCACCCUCUCCUGUG